AGAGAGAGAGAGCGGCUGGCAGGUCAAGUCCAGGGAUCAUUACAGAUCUUGGGCUAGACUCCAACAUGUAUGCACAAAUCAGCAUGUUUGACGCUUUUAUUGAGCUCAUGUAAUUAGUAAUUAUUAAUUUUGUUGAAGUACAGAAUGAAACUUACUUUACUUUCCUACUUCGAAGAGGUCUGCUUUACUUUUUCAUUGUUUUCCCCUUUUUCGUUUCCUCUCUGUGUUUUUUUGACGUUAUUUCCAGCUGUCUCACUAAAUAGCCUCUGUGGUCGUCAAUCCUGGGUGAUGCUUUCCAGAGGCACUGUAGCAUCUGAUGUCACCGCAAUAUAAAAAGGUACUGCGCGACCACGCUGUACUACAGCUUAGGUCCCUAAAUGAGCCUCUCCCGCACCCUCUCUCUGAUCGGGUUGUGGUUGAGUGAAACUACAAUAACUCACAACAGCAGCGCGCCACUCGUCUCUUGGCUUCUCUCCUUCGCUGCUGCUCCACGUACACAAACGCGAGCAGAAGAAACAUCACGACUCACAUCUGACCGAAAUAACAGACCUGACUUCCAAACAUGCUAUCGGAUUCCACAGUCUGCGGAUAGAAAGCGACGUAGGUGCGGCGGAGCUACAGGGGAACUCUUUAACAAACGAGGCGAAGUGUCAGAAGGAUGUUUCUCUGCCCGGGUUCCCUACUGUCGUUGACGUGCAGGAAUGAUUCGUGCUUCACUGGACUUUAAACUGAUCAGCGAAUUCAAAGGCGGAUGAAAUACCGUCAGCCCGUCUGUUUUGCCUUGGCUUUGCUUUGCUGCAACACAGUGAGAAAGCGGCAGUGGUUGGUGUAAUGCAGUGGCGAUGGACCGUCUUGACAUCUGGGUUCGACACGCUUUCGUCUCACGCGGCUCUCGCAGGUCUGCUUCUCUUAAACGCGCCACUUCUGCCUACAAUUUCUGCCUGUGUGACUUUUUAAAAGAGCGACGGAUGCUCACAACGCAUUUCUACCUGUGAGCGUGGGAGAUGGCGACCGAGCCGCCUCGUCAAACAGUGGGGUAUCAGCGCCUUUGCACCUCUUCGCAUGGAUAAUGACAGUUUGCGCCACAGGUGAAAUAAUAGGUGUAUCCGUUAGGAGAUAGCCAGUUUUACGACUCUGGCGACAGAUCAAGUUUCACAGCACAGUGAUAAUGGAUCUCAAGGUAGAGACCGAAGACAUGGACUCGAACCACCCUCCGCCCCUAGAAGUUUUUGCGCAAAGCUCGACCCUGCACGGAAUCUCCCACAUCUUCACGUACGAGCGAAUCUGCAUCAAGCGCUGCCUGUGGCUUGUGUUUUUCUUGGGCUCCUUGACGUUCCUGCUGUACGUGUGCGUGGACCGGAUCCACUUCUACCUCGAGUACCCGCACGUCACCAAACUGGACGAGAUCGCGACCCCAAUCAUGACGUUCCCCGCGAUCACUUUUUGCAACCUGAACGCAUUUAGGUUCAGCCGCGUGACGCGCAAUGACCUGUAUCACGCGGGGGAGCUGCUGGCCCUGCUCAAUCAGAGAUAUGAGAUCAGGGACAUUCACCUUGUGGAGGAGAGUGUUCUGGAGACGCUGAAGGUCAAAGCCGACUUCCACAAUUUUAAGCCGCGACCCUUCAACAUGUGGGAAUUUUAUGACCGCACGGGUCACGACAUCCACGACAUGCUGCUCUCCUGUCAUUUCCAUGGCACAGAAUGCAGAGCAGAGGACUUCAAGGUGGUGUUUACUCGCUAUGGAAAGUGUUACACCUUCAACGCGGGCGAUGACGGGCGCCCGCCCCGAAUCACCACCAAAGGAGGUAUGGGUAAUGGACUUGAGCUCAUGCUGGAUAUUCAGCAAGAUGAAUACCUGCCAGUGUGGGGAGAAACAGAUGAGACAUCUUUUGAAGCUGGGAUUAAAGUUCAGAUACACAGUCAGGAUGAGCCGUCCUUCAUUGAUCAGCUUGGUUUUGGAGUGGCACCUGGCUUCCAGACAUUUGUUUCCUGCCAGGAACAAAGGCUAAUAUAUCUUCCCCCACCGUGGGGAGACUGCAAGGUGACGCCCAUGAAUUCAGACUUCUUCGACAGCUACAGCAUCACAGCCUGUCGCAUUGACUGUGAGACACGCUACCUGGUAGACAACUGCAAUUGUCGCAUGGUGUAUAUGCCUGGAGAUGCACCGUACUGCACUCCCGAGUUGUACAAAGAAUGUGCUGACCCAGCUCUUGAUUUCCUGGUGGAGAGAGACAAUGAUUUCUGUGUGUGUGAGACGCCAUGCAACAUGACCAGAUACAGCAAAGAGUUGUCCUUUGUUAAGAUCCCCAGCAAGGCCUCCGCUAAAUAUCUUGCAAAGAAAUAUAACAAAUCUGAGCAGUACAUUAAGGAGAAUAUCCUGGUUUUAGACAUUUUUUUUGAGGGGCUCAACUAUGAAACUAUUGAACAGAAGAAGGCGUAUGAAGUAGCUGGACUUCUAGGGGAUAUUGGUGGUCAAAUGGGACUUUUUAUUGGGGCAAGCAUACUGACUAUUCUGGAGCUGUUUGACUACAUAUAUGAGGUGAUGAAAUAUAAGCUGUGUCGCUGCUCUUAUAGGAAGCACAAGCACAACAAUAACAAUGACCAAGGGACGGUCCUGAGCUUGGAUGAUGUUAAGUGUCACGUCAGUAACUUUCACUAAGGUUCAGCAGCCGUGCGCAUGGAACCACUUCAAACAGUUAUCUCUGAACCUGGUUCAUUGCACUUUGACAGACCAGCAGAAGAGCAUCUGAACUAAGCCAGGUGAAGUUUUGUGAAUAGGGGAACACAGCGGAGUGGCUAAAUGUAAAGACAGCCACGCAGACCCACUGGAAAUGGGUUCAGGAACUGAAAAGGCUCAUAUUCAUUUGGUAAAACCACAUUAUAAUCCCAGCUUCAUAGUGGUAAUCACUACCUGUCAAUGUGAGUUUUGGCAAAGUAAUUUAUUGUAUGGGACAAACGUGUCUACGCUCAACAAAUAUAAUUUGUUCUUUAGCAGUACUGUAUAUUUCACAUCUGUCCUUCAGAGGCUUUAUGUCAUGUGCCCAUAAUAUGUUUCCAAAGAAUUGAAGUUCUAAAAUUUUAAAUACGAAUUCUGUGUUCACUAUAUUGCCAAAGGUAUUCACUCAUCUGCCCUGAAUCGCAUAUGAACUUUGACAUCCCAUUCCUAAUCCAUAGGCUUCAAUAGGUUUUAACUUGCAGUUAAAACGGCUUCAGCUCUUCUGGGAAGGCUGUCCACAAGGUUUAGGAGUGUGUUUAUGGGAAUUUUUGACAGUUCUUCCAGAAGUGAAUCAAGAGGUCACACACUGAUGUUGGACAAGAAGGCCUGGAUCUCGGUCUCUGUUCUAAUUCAUCCCAAAGGUGGUCUAUUGAGUUGAGGUGCAGGCCACUCAAGUUCAUUCAAUCCAGCUAGACAAGUAUCGUUCUCCCGACCAAACCUAGACUGGUCUAUUAGAUUGCCAGAUGGACAACUGUGGUUUGUCACUCCAGAGAACGCGUCUCCAUGGCUCUAGAGUGCAGUGGCAGCUUCACACCACUGCAUCCAACACUUUGCAUUGCUGUUGAGGAUGUAUCACUUGGAUGCAGCCUCUCGGCCAUGGAAACCCACCCCAUGAAGCUCUCUGCACGCUAUUCUUGGGCUAAUCUAAUGGCCACAUUGGAGGUCUGUAGCGAUUGACUCGAAGUUGACAACCACUGACCCUGAUCUGUCAGGUUACAUGUUCUACCACUUUGUGGCUAAGCUGCUGUCGUUCCCAAACUCUUCCACGUACUUAUAAUACAGCUGACAAUUGACUGUGGAAUAUUGGUGUUGAAUAAAUAUCACGACUGGAUUUUUUGCACAGAUGUCAUUCUAUCACAGUUCCAUGCUGGAAUUCACUGAGCUUGUGAGGCGCAACCUAUUCUUUCACAAAUGUUUGUAAAAACAGUCUGCAUGCCUGAGUGCUUGAUUAUAUACACUUGGGACCAUGGAAGUGAUUGGAACUCCUGAUUCCAAUUAUUUGGAUGGGUGAGUGAAUACUUUUGGGAAUAUAGUGUAUGUUACAUAACACAUGUUUUAGUUGGAUCAUUUAUUUCAACGUCCAUACUACUCUCUUUGUUUUUUAACAAAAUGUUCAUUGUUAUUUAGUGUUUCUGACACAUCACCCAAUCACCUGACUGUCCUUUUCGAACCAUUUUACCAUUUUAUUACCUCAUCUUCUAAAGUCUCCAGGAAGAACCAGAAAGACUUGAAAAGGCCAAGACAAUAUAUACAAACAUUUAUUUUGGGUGAAAGGAUGAAGUGAUGAAACGCUUCAUAUAUCACAGCACAAGUGUGACGAAUUAAAUUAAGAUUGGCUGAUAUUUGAUUCUUCUGCAGGAUCCUGGUGUUGUUGAUGCUACUAAACCUUAAACUGGCUAAUGGUAUUUCUGUGUGAGUGUUUCUCAAGAUGUCUAUUCUCAAACAAACAGAUAAGCAUUAACAAGAGUAAAGUAGGUUAACAAGAUCACAACUUGUAGAGUGAUUAAAUCAGGAAAUUUUUAAUUUACUACAAAAUCUCCCUUGGCUUUGCCACGUGAGCUUGUUUUCAAGGUUGGCUACUUAAAAUUUUAUAAAAAAUGAAACAUAUUGAUUUAGUUUAGCACAAAGUGUACUACUUUUAAAACAGGUUUUAUUUAAUAAAACCUAAUAAAAUCCUGGUUCCAGUAUUUGUGCUGAUUGGAUGCUUGCUGUAGUUCAGCAGUGCAUUUAACAGACAUUUGCAACAGUCUAUUUCCCCUCUCUGAUUUCAGCAGGUCACAAAGAAAUUUCCCUCCACUGGCAAUGUCUAUACAGUAGGAAGAAAUUUUAAUAAAGAAUGUUUUAAGACUGCCCAUUACAUUUAAGGGAAUUUACCUUGAAGAGGUAGUUUACAUGACAUUAUAUAUAUAAUGAUAAAACAUGUUGAAUGUGUCUUCUACAGUAGGGCUUUAUAUUGCAUGUAGCAGUAUACAGUAGUCAUCUUUUGUACAGCCCAUUGAUGAGUGUAGUUUGUGUAAUCAUCAAUCUGUGUUUUUCUUUUUUUUUGUCAGCAUGUAUUUAUCUGUGUGUCUGUUUGUUGCUACCAGACGUUUGUGCCAUCAAACCGUUCGUUUACUCAUUCCUAAUGUGCUCUAUGGAAUGUUAAUGUGUAGUGUUGCUAUUCUCAAGCACAAACAUACCAUUAAUGGUGAAUUGAUAUAAAUAUUUCUGACUAUGAAUAAUAAUUCAGAUGUAUUAGCAUAGUCUGAUUUGUCUGAUGUUGUACUUGAUGAAUUCAUUUAAUAUAUGAAAUACAGUUGUGUGUUAACCUUUUUUACUUAUGGUUAUACUGAUUGUUUGAUCCUUGACCCUUUUUUUGGGUGUGUCACGCGUGUGUCCAGCAGUUUAACAAGCAGCAUGUAUUAGGCUGAAUGUUUUAGUGUGAUGGACAGUUUGGGUUUUUCAUACACCUCUUGGUGUGUGUGUGUGUGUGUGUGUGUGUGUGUGUGUGUGUGUGUGUGUGUGUGUGUGUGUGUGUGUGUUAGCUAAUCAAUUAAACAUGAAAACAGCAAAAUAUAAAUAGGAACAACAAAACAAAUAAAUUAAAUAAAAUAUAUACACUUUCAUAGACCAUAUCAAUAUAGUGGAGCAACAUCGGGUUCACCAAGACACCAAGAACAAUAGAUUAGCUUUCUUGGACUAUGCAGUCAUCAGAGGGAAUGACUGCAGUUUAAAAAUAGAAAUUUACAGAAAAACCAACCACACUUACCAAUACUUGUUGUUGGACUCUUACCACCCAUUACAACACAAACUUGGAGUCAUCAGGACCCUGAAUCACAGAGCAGGGAACAACCCCACUUCUACUGAAGCCAAGAGAAAGGAAGACAGGUAUCUAAAGACAGCCCUUGAGACCUGUGGCUACCCUACUGUAAAUGGGCCUUCAACAAGGCAGCGUCACAGUCCAGGAGACAAGGACAACAGAGCAGGGCGAGACACUGGAUCAGUGGAAGAAUCUGGUCAUUCCUUACAUGAGCGGUAUUUUGGAAAAGCUGAAAAGGAUUUUUGGGAACUACCGCAUAUCUGUUUAUUUCAAACCCACUAAUACACUCAGACAGAAACUUGUUCACCCAAAGGAUCAGACACCCCAGUGCAGUAAAGAGUGCUCACAACUGUACAUUGGAGAAACCAAACAGCCACUACACAGAAGGAUGGCUCAGCACAGACGGAACAAUGCAUCAGGCCCAGUUUCAGCAGUGUAUCUCUAUCUGAAUGAGGGCCACUCAUUUGAAGAAAGUUCACACUCUAGACAGACAGGACAAGUGGUUUGAGAGAGGCAUGAGGGAAGCUUUACAUGUACAAAUUAAUGCACCCUCUUUCAACAGAGGAGGAGGCCUCAGACACAAUCUGUCUACCAUUUAUCAUGCUGCCCUUACAUCUAUUCCAAAACAAGAUUAAGACCACUUCACAAGUCCAACAGAAAGGACAAACCCUACGACUCUGCAACGAUGGAGGAGGAGCUUGAAAGUUUACACUUAUAACACAUAACGAGCCCAUCAUUACAUGUUGGGAGCGAAAAACCUUACUGAAGGAUAAAUGUGUGGCCUUCAGCCAACUUCUUUCAGACUGAAGAAGCCACCUGGAUUGGUGGUCAAAUGUUUCUACUGAAAAGAAGAAAUCCAGAAAUACGACGGUCUGAUGGUUGUGUUGUGGCAAGGUGCUGGAGGAACUUAAAGUGUUUCUGACCAAUGACCGGAAAGAUAUCUUUUAUUGUCUGACAAACUAAGCUAUUUGGACAUUUUGCACAACGUAUCUGUGUGAGCUAAGCUUCUCAAGCCUGACUGCUUCAGAAACUAAAAACAGAAAAAAAGAGCUGUUGAGGAAGAGCUCUGUGUGUUGCUUUCUUGAAUUAAAGACUUUCUUGACGAUAUCAGCCCUCCAAACAUGGCCAGGUUUCACACAAAGUAGGUACAAAUAUUAAAGAUCAUAAAAUACUUAUUUACUUGUGUUUAUUUGAUUCCAAUUUAAGAUGUAUAUUGGUUGUUUUUUUCAAUGAGAAAAUGCAUCAUUGCUCAAAAAAGUUGAAAAACACUAGCCUAGAGAAUAAUUUGAUGCCUUAGUAUCUGAUAUUUCUUUACCGGAGUGUGGUAGAUGGAAUAUUAUUCACCUUAAGGGGCCAGUUUAAGUGUUACACUAUAGAUUUCAUCCAGUUGAUAGAAUAUUCUGAAAGUGCUGCGAAUUUAUCUACGAGGCCGAUAGUUGUAGGGAGAGACAUUUCCGUAUAUUGGUAAAAGGAUUUAAAGGUAUUAUUUAUUUCAUGGGGAUCAUGAGGGAUUUUCUCUUUCAUGUAAAUUAUUGAAUAAAUGUUUUGUUUUUGCUUGUU
Messenger RNA from Betta splendens (Siamese fighting fish), 7355 nucleotides. RefSeq names its product acid-sensing ion channel 1A-like. Lineage: Eukaryota; Metazoa; Chordata; Actinopteri; Anabantiformes; Osphronemidae. Bases 1169 to 2659 code for a protein of 496 amino acids. Gene Ontology annotation, biological process: sodium ion transmembrane transport. Gene Ontology annotation, cellular component: membrane. The record is from RefSeq and is a predicted model, not a curated record. The transcript has 10 exons.